Molecule: messenger RNA, 11584 nt
Organism: Musca vetustissima
Lineage: Eukaryota; Metazoa; Arthropoda; Insecta; Diptera; Muscidae
Gene: trol
Product: basement membrane-specific heparan sulfate proteoglycan core protein
Exons: 33
Molecular function (GO): calcium ion binding; protein binding
Source: RefSeq, a predicted model, not a curated record
AUUUUUCUAGAAUGCAAAUCCAAUGAAUAUAAAUGUCGUGCCGGCAACUGUAUUGACAUUGCCAGACGUUGUGAUACCAUCAGAGACUGUCCCGAUGGUGAUGAUGAGGAUGAUAGAUGCCCGAAAAAAUCCUGUUUACCCAACGAAUUUAUGUGCGAAAAUGGCGAAUGUUUGGCUUUGGAAGCCGUCUGCGAUGGUGUUGGUGAUUGCCGGCGUCACGAUGAUGAAAGCUAUGGGCUGUGUCAUUGUGAUUAUGAUAAGUUCAAAUGUAAACGAGGCGGUGGUUGUUUGCCAAAGACACAGGUCUGUGAUGGCCGGGCUCAGUGUAGAGAUGGCAGUGAUGAAAUUAAUUGUCAUUUCACGGCUAAUUUUAAUAAGACCCGCAAUUUGGCCGACUGCCUCAGUUAUCAGUUUCAAUGCGCCGAUGGCAUUUGCAUAGCCGAUUAUAAGCUGUGCAAUGGCAUAACCGAUUGCCUGGACGGUUCGGAUGAAAUAAAUUGUCCCAUCAAUUACGAUGACACGAAUUAUGACUUUGAACCCGACGAUUCACUCAGCGAAUGUGAUCUCUACGAAUUCGAAUGUGACUAUUCACGUUGUAUACCAAUCGAAAAGAAAUGUGACGGCUAUCCCGAUUGUGAUGAUGAAACCGAUGAAAUCGAUUGUCCACCAUUUACAGAUAAUUGUCACGACAAUGAAUUUGAGUGUGAUAAUAAUUAUUGUAUUUUACGUGGCCAACUCUGUAAUGGCAUACCGAAUUGCAAUGAUGGUACGGACGAAAAGAAUUGUACAUUCUGUCGGGAGGGUGCUUAUCUUUGCACCACCGGUGAAUGUAUUUUAGCCAAUAUGCACUGUAAUGGCCAUAACGAUUGUGCCGAUGGUAGUGAUGAGCACAAUUGUGGUAAGUUUUUGGUAGAAGCUUUUGAGCACCCCUGCCCAAUUGGCUAUAUUAAAUGCAAUAAUACCUGUGCCAAUUCGAAUAUUAAUUGUGAUGGCCACAUUGAUUGUGAGGAUGGUAUCGAUGAACGGAAUUGUCCCGAACGUGACAUUAGCAAUGAUCUGCUCAAUAAUGAAAUAUUUCCCCAUGAAACCUGUCAGCCGGAUCAAUUUCAAUGUUCGAAUUUAGAGUGUAUUGAGAAAAAAUAUGUGUGUGAUCACAGACCCGAUUGUCUCGAUAAAUCCGAUGAAUCGGAUGAUUUGUGUAAUUUUAAGGAAACCAAUGUCCUCACACCCGACGACUGUGACAGCUCACAAUUCUUCUGUGACGAUGAUUGCCAUCCCAUUGCCAUACGUUGUAACGGCGCCUACGAUUGUGCCGAUCGCACCGACGAAGAAGAUUGCCCAGCCAAAGACCCCUACGAUAGCGUACGCCCACCCACCUAUCCCUGUCCCCAACACACCUGUCCCAAUGGUAAAUGUUACAGCGAAAGCGAACGUUGCGAUGGCAUUUCUCAGUGUGAAGACGGAACCGAUGAAUUGGAUUGUUGUGCUGCCGAUCAAUUCCGUUGCCGCAACGGUGAUUGCAUUCCCAGCUAUUAUCACUGCAAUGGCCAUCGUGAGUGCUUGGACAAUUCGGAUGAGGAAGAUUGUGCCGAUCCCGUGGCACCGCCCAGCCGUUGCUUGCCAUCCCAAUAUCGUUGCGAUAAUGGCCAGUGCAUUUCGGCCUAUGCCCGCUGCAAUGGUUAUGUCGAUUGUGCCGAUAGCUCGGAUGAAAGAUAUUGUCCCGAUACCAACACCACUCCUGCUCCUCAAUUGAAUCUGAAGACCUAUCCCGAUAAUCAAAUCAUCAAAGAAAGACGCGAAGUCAUUUUCCGUUGCCGUGAUGAAGGUAUGUUACGCGCCAAGGUUAGAUGGACCCGUCCCGGUGGCCGUCCCUUGCCCGUCGGAGCCGUUGACAAAGAUGGCCGUUUGGAAAUUCCCAAUAUUCGUGUUGAAGAUGGUGGUACCUACAUUUGCGAAGCUGUUGGCUAUCCUCGCCAUGUUUCCGGACAACAAGUCUCUGUACAAUUGACCGUUGAAAAAUACAAUCCACGUGAUGAUCGUUUACCCUCAGCUUGUUCCGCUACACAAGCUACCUGCAUGAACGGUGAAUGUAUUGAUAAGUCGCAAAUUUGUGAUGGUAUCCCCCAUUGUUCGGAUGGUUCCGAUGAGCAUAGCUGUUCCCAGGGCCGCAAAUGUCAACCCAAUCAAUUUAUGUGCCGCAAUUCCAAGUGUGUUGAUCGUGUCUGGCGUUGUGAUGGUGAAAAUGAUUGUGGUGAUAAUUCCGAUGAAGAAAGUUGCGAUCCCGAACCAAGUGGCGCUCCCUGCCGUUAUGAUGAAUUCCAAUGUCGCAGUGGCCAUUGCAUUCCCAAAUCCUUCCAGUGUGACGAUACCAAUGAUUGCCGUGAUGGUUCUGAUGAAAUCGGUUGCAUGGCUCCCGACAAGAUCCGUGAUCCACCACCAACUCAAUUCCUCCACCAGGGCGACUCGUUGAACUUGACCUGUGUCGGUGUUGGUACCCCAACUCCUGUUAUUGUCUGGCGUUUGAAUUGGGGUCAUGUCCCCGAGAAGUGUGUCUCGAAGAGUUACAGCGGUACCGGCACCCUCUAUUGUCCCGAUAUGCAGUAUGCCGAUAGCGGUGCUUACUCCUGUGAAAUUAUCAACUCGAAGGGUAGCAAAUUCACCACCGACACCUUGGUAACUGUUGAAAAACCUGAACGUCCUGGCGUCUGCCUUAGCGGCACUUUCAACGAAGAGGCCGAACACCCCAAUGAAUGUUUGAAUUGCUUCUGUUUCGGUAUUGCCAAGACCUGUAAGUCCAGCGAUAUGUUUAUCAACACCAUCCAGCCUCCGAUCACCUCUCACCGCGUUGUCAACGUCGAAUUGAGCCCCUACAGUAAUAUUGUCAUCAAUGAAGCCCCCACCUCGGGUAUUAUGAACUUGAGACAUGGUGUACAGUUCCGUGCCACCGAUGUGUUGUAUGGCAGCCGUAGCACUCCCUACUUGGCCCUGCCCCAGGACUUUAUGGGCAAUCAGUUGAAAUCGUAUGGCGGUUACUUGAAAUAUGAUGUGCGUUAUGAUGGCACCGGUACCCCUACCCGUCAUCCUGAUGUUAUUUUGACUGGCAAUGGCUUUACCUUGACCUAUCGUUCCCGCUCUCCCGCCCAACCCAGCUUUGUCAAUCACAUGGAAGUGCCAUUUGUACCCGGUGGUUGGACUAAGCCUGAUGGUCGUAUGGCCACCCGUGAAGAGAUCAUGAUGAUCCUGUCGAAUGUCGACAAUGUUUUGGUACGUUUGGGCUAUAUCGAAGCCACGGAGAGGGAAGUUGAACUGACCAAUAUUAUGAUGACCUCGGCUGGACCCCAUGACCAAGGUCUGGGCAAGGCUAACCUCGUGGAGAAAUGUGCCUGCCCCGUGGGUUAUACUGGCGAUUCGUGUGAGACCUGUGCCCCUGGUUAUGUUCGUCAAUCCGGCGGUGGCUGGUUGGGUCGUUGUGUACCCUUCACCCCCGAGCCAUGCCCUGAGGGCACCUACGGUGAUCCCCGACGUGGUAUUCCUUGCCGUGAAUGUCCCUGCCCCCAGACUGGUGCCAAUAGCUUUGCCUCCGGCUGUUCCAUGGGCCCUGACGGUGAAGUCACCUGCCGCUGCAAUGAAGGCUAUAUGGGCCGCCGUUGUGAGACCUGUGCCCCUGGCUAUGAAGGCAAUCCCUUGGCUCCUAAUGGCCGUUGCUAUCCCACUCCCGAUCACAACUGCAAUGCCGAAGGUACCUACUCCAUCCACGACAACAAGACCUGUGAAUGUAAAUCCCUGGUAAGCGGUGAACGUUGUGACACCUGCAAGACCGGAUCCUAUCACUUGAACUCCUUCACCUACACCGGCUGUAUUGAGUGCUUCUGCAGCGGUUUGCCCGUUAGCUGUGGCAGCAGUACCAUGAAUCGUGAACAGAUCAGCUCGACCUUUGGCCGUUCCCGCGCCCCACAUGGCUUCAGUUUGGUACGUCACUACAACACGGAACCAUCACCGGUGGCCUUUGGCGAACGUGACAGUGCUUUGGUCUUCAGCGAACCCUCGACCUCGGAACCCUUAUACUGGAGCUUGCCCCCACAAUUCUUGGGUAAUCAAAUCACAGCCUAUGGCGGUAAAUUGAGUUACAAUUUGAGCUACAACCCCAUGCCUGGUGGUCUGAUGUCCCGCAGUACCUCUCCCGAUGUGGUGAUCAAGUCGGGCGAAGAUUUGACCCUGAUCCAUUACCGCAAGGGUGGCUUCAAUCCCAACCAACCCAACUCCUAUUCCAUUCCCAUGAUCGAAAGCUCUUGGCAUAGGUCCGAUGGCCAACCUGCUGAUAGGCCCCAUUUGCUGAUGGCCCUUUCCAAGAUCGAUGCCAUCUACAUUAAGGCCACCUACACCACCAGCACCCGUGACGGUGCCCUGACCUCGGUUACCAUGGACGUGGCCUCGCCCAGCAGCACCAGCGGUGUACCCGCCUAUGAGGUGGAGGAAUGCCGUUGCCCACCCGGUUAUGUUGGUACCUCCUGCGAACGUUGCGCCCCUGGCUACAAACGCAACGAGGAGGCCGGUCUCUACUUGGGAUUGUGCGAACCCUGUGAAUGUAACGGCCACUCGUCGCAGUGUGACCCCGAGUCGGGUGUCUGCCUGAACUGUGCCGACAACACUGAAGGUGAUUCCUGUGAACGUUGUGCCUAUGGCUACUCCGGAGAUGCCACAAAUGGCACACCCUAUGAUUGCCAGCCCGGCCAAGGCCCAGGACCCGUCGUGCCAACCAGACCACCAUCACCACCACCUCAGCCCACCAACAACGAAACCUGCUACCACUGCAAUCAGGCCGGUACCGCAUCCUGCUACGGUGACUACUGCUACUGCAAGACCAAUGUCCAGGGUUCGCGUUGUGAUCAAUGCCGUCCCGGAACCUAUGGCCUUUCCGCCAACAAUCCCGAUGGUUGUGAGGAAUGUUUCUGCUCGGGCAAAUCGACCACCUGCUCCUCAGCUUCGCUCUAUCGCCAACUGAUCCCUGUCGACUUCCUUGGCAGUCCACCACUGCUCACCGAUGAGGAGGGCAUGAUCGUCGACACCGAGAACAUGAACUUCGAUAUCGAAAGAAACGAAUACACCUAUUCGUACCCCUCGUACACACCGAAAUACUGGAGUUUGCGUGGCUCGGUCUUGGGCAACCAACUGUACUCCUAUGGCGGCGUCCUGACCUACAAGCUCGAGGUCGAUUCCUAUGGCAACUAUGAACAGGGCCAUGAUGUCGUCCUCAUUGGCAAUGGCAUGAAAUUGAUCUGGUCCCGCCCCUCGUCCGAACAGGACAACAUCGAAUACACCAUACGCCUGCAUGAAGAUGAAAACUGGCAGACCCUGCAACGUGGUGGCAUGCAACGUGCCUCUCGCACCGAUUUCAUGAAUGUCCUCUCGAAUUUGGAACACAUUUUGAUUAGGGCCACACCGAAAAUACCCACCACACGCUCGUCGAUCAGUGAUGUGAUUUUGGAGAGUGCCGUCGAAAGACCCCAACCCGGAGCCAGCCAAGCCAUUGAUAUUGAAAUCUGCAACUGCCCACCAGAAUAUUCCGGUUCGUCAUGUGAAAGCUGUGCCCCUCUGCAUUACCGUUACAGCGAUGGCACAUGCAGACGUUGCCCCUGUCAGGAUGAGAACACCCAAUCGUGUAGCUUGGAUGAGCGUAGCUAUGUCAAGUGUCAGUGUAGACCAGGUUAUGGCGGUGAUCGUUGUCAAAAUAAUGAUUAUGAGUCUGAACCCCAGGUCACUACCACUCCCACACCCGAACCAGAAUACAAAACACGCAUAACCGUAUCGAUCCAGAAACCAGAAAUUUCCAUUAUCCCCGUUGGAGGAUCCAUAACAUUGUCGUGUAGCGGCAUGUUGGAAUACAAUAGGUUGCCCGUCGUUGUAAACUGGUAUAAGUAUAACGGUGAUCUGCCCUUCCAUUACGAUCAAACCGAUGGCGUUCUGCGAUUGUUCGACUUGCAAAUCCACGAUUCCGGUACCUAUAUCUGUCAGGCCCGCCACAAUCAAACUCAGCGCAUUUACGAGGAUCGGGUUACCAUCACCAUUACAGAAACCUCUCGUCGCUCCCCAGCCCGCAUUGACAACUUGGCUCCCUAUCACACCUUUACCGAAUUCGUACCCGCUGAAAUCGCUUGCGAAGUAAGCGGUAAUCCUCAACCCGUUGUCACCUGGAUUCGUGUCAAUGAUCAAAUGUCCACCGAGGUCCAUGUCGAAGGUAAUCGCUUGAUUUUCGAGAGACCACGUAAAUCCGAUGAGGGUAGAUACCGCUGCCAGGCCAACAAUGGCGAGGGAUAUCCCGAUGAGAAAUACACCGAAGUUUAUGUCGAGACCGUGAUGCCAUCAUCCACACCGGCACCACGUGAAAUGGUGUACAUUGAACCACCCCAAUAUACCGGUGAAGCUGGUCAACCCAUUCGUCUGACUUGCCAUUCCAUUUCGAACAUUAAUCUGAAAUAUGAAUGGACCAAGGAUGGUUAUGCCAUCUAUCGUCAGCAUAAUGUCAUUAUGCUGGGCAAUACCUUGGAGAUUCGUGAUGCCACACCACGUGAUUCGGGUACCUAUACCUGUGUGGGUAUUGAUAUGCGUGGUCGUCGUAACUACACCUCAGAUGCUCGGGUAUUUGUUGAUGAACCAGCUGGUCCCUAUCCCGCUGUUGGAACUCCUCCCGUCAUCAAGGCCAUGCGCGAAGAACAUCUUGUCAUUCAAGGCCAUGAUUUUACCAUUACCUGUGAAGCUUCCGGCACUCCUCGUCCCACAAUUAAAUGGACCAAGGUCCAUGAAUCUCUCGGCGAUAAUGUCCAUCAAACUGGCAAUGUAUUGCGUAUUAGCUCUGCCCGCCCCGAUAAUCGUGGUGUUUAUGUUUGUGUUGCCGAAAAUAAUGUGGCCUCCGAUCAAGCCAGUACAUAUAUUGAAAUUGAACCUCGUGAACGUCCCACCGUUGACAUUGAUCCCAAAGAACCACAAGUACUUGUUGUUGGCAGCCAGGGUAUGCUGUAUUGUACCGCCACCGGUAUACCCACACCCAGAGUACAAUGGUCUCGUGUCGAUGGCCAGCCCAUGUCGCACCGUCAUCAAAUGCAACACAAUGAACCGGGUUAUAUUGUCAUUAAUGAUGUUAGCUUGGCCGAUACUGGUGAUUACAAAUGUGAAGCCGUUAAUGAAGUUGGCACAGCCACUGCUGUCUCAACCAUUCGCGUCAUUGAGGCCCCCGUCAUCACUCUGCAGCCAAAUGAGGAAAUUCAUAGUGUAACCGAGGGUGAUGAAUUGCGUGUAGUUUGCACAGCCACCGGUACCCCCACUCCCAGUGUUCGCUGGAUCAAGGAAGAUGUUGUCUCUUAUGGUUAUGGCGCCGCCUUCGAACCUUCAUCUAAUGAAGCUGUCCUGACCUUCAACCGCGUCAGCAUGGAAGAUGCCAAGUCCUAUAAAUGUAUUGCCAGCAAUGAAGCCGGUACCGAUGAACGUUAUAUUGUCCUGGAUGUGAAACAACAUCGUGGUGAUGUUGGCAAGGAUGGUGAUGUUGUUUACGGAUCCUACCAACCAUCUUACCCCACAUCUUAUCCCAACUAUCCUCCACCAAAUACCAUGCAGAAACCAAAGACAGUUAUGGAUACCAGACCCGGUGAAAAUGUUACCUUGAUAUGUGAUAUUCAAAACAACUAUCAAAUCACUUGGGAACGUGCUGAUGGCCGUCCAUUGCCCUCGAAUUCCUACUAUGAAGGCAGCCGUUUGGUUAUCUAUCAAAUGACUGAAAAUAGUGCCGGUAAUUAUCGUUGCAAUGCCUUGGAUAGACGCGGAACCCUGUUGCAAUAUCACUUGUGGGAAUUGGUCUAUUUGCCAGUGCCCCGUAUCACCCUGCAUCCACAAAUGCCCAUUAAGGUGAAUGUGAACAGUGAUGUGACCAUUACAUGUAAUGUGGAGGGUGCCCAACCCAUUACCGUGUCCUGGCAUACCGACAAUAAUCGUCCAUUGACUGCUUCCGUCAGCAUUGAUGGCAAAUAUUUGAACUUCCGCGACAUUACCCCAGCUGCUGCCGGCCGUUACUACUGCUUGGCCUCGAAUCGUUAUGGCAACACCACCGCCUCCGCCGAAGUGAUUGUCAAUCGUGGUCAUACCUAUGAACCCCAACCCCAGGCCAAACAAUAUCAAAUUACCGAGGGACAAGAUGUUCAUGUAACAUGUGAUGUUGAAUCGAUGUCCGCUCCAAUUCGUGGUGAAGUUUAUUACAACUGGCGCCGUGAAGAUGGCCGUCCCUUGCCAACCAAUACCCAAGUCUACACUAACCGCCUGAUCUUCAACAAUGUACGCAAACCCGACGAGGGCCGCUACAUUUGCGAAGCUUACACUGCCUCCGGAUCAUUGUCCACUUCCUAUGCUGAUUUGUUUGUCAAGCACUAUAAAACCAUGAGGGAAAUCAUAACCAAACCACUGACACCUGAUACCCCACCAGCGGCAGUGACCUCCACCGGUUCCCUGGGUAGUAGCUCCUCGGUUUAUAAUACAAAUAGCGGUGCCUGUCUACCCACCGAUUUCAAAUGUGUAUCGCACCCGAAUACCUGCGUUGCCAAACACAUGGUCUGUGAUGGCAUACACGAUUGUACCGAUCAUUCGGAUGAAUUCAAUUGUAGCCGUAACGAACCGAAUACCAGUUCACCGCUCAGCCUCAUUAAAACGAAAUCCAAUAAACGAUGGAAAAAACAUAACUAUCAACCGCAACAGAAUUUCAUGAUGCCUGCAGGAGUUAUCCGCAAUAAAAGGAAAUUCCAUUUUGGGGGUCAAAAAUGGAGAACUAGCUUCCCAGCCUCCACCGUGGGACUAAAGAGGCCCCUAACCACCACCACGACCAGCAGUAAACAAGAUGUUUUCCAUAUGAAAUCGAAAUUCGCCGUCUAUCCCCCGGCCCCACUUCCACACUAUUCCACGACCACACCACGUCACCGUGAUUUAAGUUUGAAAUUGGAUCAGCAACAUUCGAAUUUGCGCGUCGGCGAGUCCACCGAAGUGGAGUGCUAUUCGUCCGAUAACAGCUACACCGAUGUCGUUUGGGAGAGAGCCGAUGGUCGGCCAUUGCCAUUACAUAUUAAGCAAAUCGGCAAUCGUUUGAUCAUCAACCAUGUUACACCCGCCGAUGCUGGCAACUAUUUGUGCAAAUGCAAGACCGACGAGGGUGACCUCUACACGACCAGCUAUGAAUUGGCCAUUGAGGCCAACACCCAUGAAUGGAAACAUCCCAAGAUUGAGCAUGCCGAUGUGGGAUCAGCUGUGAAACUACACUGUGAUGCCGAGGAUGGUCAUCUAUCGCCCCAUUACAGAUGGUCGCGUCAAUACGGACAAAUGCAAAUGGGCACGGAUAUUUUAAGUGAUACUUUGAGCCUGCAAAAUGUCCAAGCCAAUGAUGCCGGUACCUAUGUAUGCACUGCCACCGCUCCCAAUGGCGAAUCGGUGGAUUAUCCCACAAUUCUGGUUGUGACCGGUGCCAUUCCGCAUUUCCAUCAGGAACCCCUGAGCUAUAUGUCCUUCCCCACGCUGCGUGAUUCCUAUGUUAAAUUCAACUUCGAUAUUACAUUCCGCCCGGAACAAGGUGAUGGUCUGUUGCUCUUCAACGGCCAGAAGCGCGGUAAUGGCGAUUACAUUUCCCUCUCCCUGAAUGACCAAUAUCCGGAGUUCCGCUUCGAUUUGGAUGGCAAGACGAUGAUUGUUCGCGGCGAACAGGCUUUGGAAUUGAAUGAAUGGCACACCAUUAGGGUUCAUCGUUUCCGUCGUGAUGGUUACAUGCAGGUCGAUGGUCAACAUCCGAUUGCCUUCCCCACUUUGUCCGCCUCCUCCUCCCUGGAUUUGGUUGAAGAUUUGUAUUUGGGUGGUGUACCCAGCUGGGAUAUUUUACCCGAUGAAGCUAUUGAACAGCAAGUGGGCUUUGCCGGUUGCAUUAGCCGUUUGACCCUGCAGGAUAGCAUUAUUGAGCUGAUGAAAGAGGCCAAGAUGAAGGAAGGCAUUACCGCCUGCAAGCCUUGCGAUACCAACCCUUGCUCGAACAGCGGCAUCUGCCUUGAGUCUCAGACGGAAAUGGGCUAUACCUGUGUCUGCCAACAGGGAUGGACGGGUCGCCACUGUGCCAUCGAGGGUACCCAGUGUACUCCCGGCAUUUGCGGUACCGGACGUUGUGAGAACACCGAAACUGGCAUGGAAUGUUUGUGUCCCCUCAACAAGACCGGCGAUCGUUGCCAGUACAUCGAACACUUGAAUGAGAACAGUUUGGCGUUUAAGAAGAACAGCUUCGCUGCCUAUGGUACCCCCCGUGCCUCCAAGCUCAACAUCAAAUUCCAAAUCCGACCCAACACCCUUGAAGAUGCCGUUCUCCUCUAUGCCGCCGAAUCUCGUCUGCCCAGUGGAGAUUAUGUGGCCGUCGUCUUGCGUAACAAACAUGUCGAACUGAUCAUCAAUACCGGUGCCCGUUUGAAACCGGUUGUCGUGAGGUCGCUGCACCCCUUGCCCGCAAAUAAAUGGACCGAAAUUGAAAUUGCCCGCCGUUUCGGUGAAGGCAUCUUGCGGGUGGGCACUGAUCCUGAGCAGAAGGCCAAGGCAGCGGGAGCCGCCAGAACCCUGUACAUUAAGACCCCCAUGUAUAUUGGCGGAUUCGAUCAUGAAAAGAUCACCCUGAAUCGUGAUGUGAAUAUUACACAAGGUUUCGAUGGGUGUAUAUCGAAUCUCUACGAGGGCCAACGUCAAUUGAAUCUGAUUGCCGAUAUCCAGGAUGCUGCCAACAUUCAAAACUGCGGCGAAAUCAAUGAAAUCGAACAAAACGAAACCUUUGACAACGAUGUCGAACAGAAUGCCUGCUCUAGUGAUCCCUGUGAAAAUGGCGGCACGUGUGUGGUAGAAAACGACGAGGCCGUUUGUUUGUGUAACAUCGGCUUUGCCGGCAAACAUUGUGAAGAUCAUAUUUCCCUACAAUUCGAUGCCAAUUUCCAUGGUAAUGGUUAUUUGGAACUGAAUCGUUCCCAGUUCGAUGAACAGGUAGAACAGAAAUUCUCCAGUGCUGCCAUGGUAUUUUCCACAACCGCUCCCGAUGGUUUGCUGUUAUGGUGGGGUCAACCCAAGGGUGAGGCCUACACGGGACAAGAUUUUAUGGCUGUAGCCAUUGUUGAUGGUAUUGCCGAAUUUGCAUUCCGUUUGAAUGGCGAAGAGAAGGUCAUACGCAACCCCGAUAAACGUGUCGAUGAUGGUAUCCGUCAUAUUCUGUUGAUUAAACGCACGGAUAAUACGGCCAUUUUGGAAUUGGAUCAUAUCUUGUAUGCCGAUGAGACCAAGGAUACGGGUAAAGAUACAAUGAGCCUGCCGGGACAUGUGUUUAUUGGUGGCGCUCCCAAUCUCGAAUCCUUUACCGGUGGCCGUUACAAGCAUCACUUUAACGGUUGUGUACGAGUUGUUGAAGGUGAAGCUAGCGGUAUCAUAGAAGUAGGCAAAGUAGCUAUAAGCGGUAACAAUGUUGACACCUGUCCAAAUGCGGAUGAGGAUGUUGAUUUCGAUGGUACCGAGCCCCCAGUCGUUUAAUAGUUUUCGUUUUUUU